Molecule: messenger RNA, 1726 nt
Organism: Phymastichus coffea
Lineage: Eukaryota; Metazoa; Arthropoda; Insecta; Hymenoptera; Eulophidae
Gene: Gstcd
Product: glutathione S-transferase C-terminal domain-containing protein homolog
Exons: 1
Coding region: 1-1686 (561 amino acids)
Source: RefSeq, a predicted model, not a curated record
AUGGGAACAGUUUAUUUGAAGGUAUUUGCAACUACAGCACUGUGUCAGGUGCCUAUCGAGACAUUGAUUUCACUGUUUACCAUCAAAUAUUGUAAUUCAAGUGUACGAAUAAUGCUAGUUAAAGACAGUAACUCUUCAGGAGAAAACUCAUUUUUAGUAAAUGUUUCUAUAUUUGAGUGUGAAUUUAUAGAGUACAGUGAAAUGUCAGAAAUAGCAAGUGGUUGUGAACUUCCCAAUUUAGAAGAAAGUGAUAGUAAUUGCAUAGCAGGACUAUGUGCAACGUUGAGAGGUAUAAUUAAAAAAGUUUUAAUAGAAAACCCAGAACAUUAUUGCAGAGACCUUUUAGGUUUCAAAGAAUCCUGUUUGUUGGCUUGUUCCGAAGCAAGUGUUUGGACCAGAUUUUGCGAGAUAGAUAUCAUAUCAAUGCUCAGAACAAUAGUUCAAGACAGCAUCUUGCCUGUGGCAUUAGUCAGAUUUGAACAUCACAUGACACAACCAAUGAGAGUACACAAUAUAUACAAGUAUACAAUGUCGAAAAAAAUUGCUGGCAAUGUAGUGACACAAAAUCGAGCUGAUCUUCCUGAACAUACAUUUGCAGAAGGCAUGAUUCUUUCUUUAGCAGAUAUUAUUGUAUUUGUGUGUAUUCAUAUGCUAUUCAACUUUAUUGACAAGAAACAAGUUCAUGAAUUGAUUCCAUUAACACUCAAAUGGUAUAAUAACUUGCUUACUAAAGAACAUAUUUUGAGGAGCUUAAAUGUGUUUUGCAUUGAAGAACUGACCAGCAGAAAUGUGAUAUGCAACUACAGCCUUCCUGUAGUCGAAAAUCAAAGUUUAUAUAAGAGUGAUCCAAAGAGAUAUAAGCCUAGAAAUCGAAUUUAUACUCGUCAAGAGGAUAUAGAUAGUUCUCUAGACAAAGUCAAAAGUAUCGAGUUGAAAGUGAUGUUGGAUAAGCCAUUUGUUGAUGAGGAAGAUUUUGACUGGGAUAGUGUACCUCAAGAUGCUACUCCAGUUAAAGAUUUGCCGAGCAAUAGACUUCAAAGAAAAUUCCAACAAUUAGAAAGUCUAUGCAAACCAAUCUUAAAAUUAGCCAAAACUGGGGAUACAAUUGUUGAUUUUUGUUCUGGGGGUGGUCAUUUAGGAAUUCUCUUGGCUUAUCUACUGCCCAAGUGUAAUUUAAUUUUGUUAGAAAAUAAAGCUGAAUCAAUGAAUAGAGCAAAAACGAGAGUAGCCAGAUUAUCCUUGAGAAAUGUUAAAUUUUAUCAAAGUAAUUUGGAUUAUUUCAAAGGGCAUUUCGACAUAGGUACGUGUUUGCAUGCUUGUGGCGUGGCUACCGACUUGGUACUUCAGCAGUGCAUCGACAAAAAUGCUGCCUUUGUUUGCUGUCCGUGUUGUUAUGGAUCAGUUCAAGAUUGCCACCGCAUUGUUUAUCCGCGAAGUCGAGUGCUGACAGAAGUGUUAGAUAAAAGGAGUUAUCUGGUAUUGGGACAUGCAGCUGAUCAAACCCACGAUGUGGAGAACGUUAAAACGAAACAAGGCUACGAGUGCAUGACAAUCAUUGACACUGACAGGAAAAUGCAAGCUGCCGAGCACGGCUAUCAGGUUUAUUUGAAUAAACUUACACCAGACUCUUGCUCUCCAAAAAAUCACCUGCUCAUUGGCUUGCCUACAGUAAUGAAAUCUUCAUAAUGAUUUUAUUAAAUAGCUUGUAAUAAUUGUUUUUAAAAUA